UACCAAAACAUUGCCAGAUCUCACUUGCUCAUUCACCUCAUAUUCUCCUCAAAAGUAAGACUCGACUAUCCAUUUUCUUUAAUCAAAAGCAAAAAUUAAUUAGCAGGGACUCCUCGAUUCACAAAAGAAAUGGCGACUCUACAGAAAUUCAAGCUGUUAGCAACCCAGUGCGCAGUGGCUGGAAGCCCAACAAGGAGCCCAACCACCAGUCCAGUAAUCCACCUCCGCCGGAGAAAGACUCUCCGAAUGCUGCUCAGCCGCAACGGAGGUGGAGAAAGGAGAAGGCUGCCGCCUCGACCUGGGAAUGACUCGUCAGAUGGAAGGAGAAGCGACGAUAGGGAUGAAUCGCCAGAGAAGGGGAAGGAUACUGUGAUCAGCCACAAGCUCAAAGACCUGUUCGUAUCCUCGCCACCGUCAUUCGAAGAGCGGACAUCUGGAAAUGUGCGAGAAGGGAUUUUACCGGCGGCAGGUGUGGAUGGGAGAAGAGGUGGCGCGCUGACGCUACGGCCGUUAUCGGCGACGUUCCGGCAACGGUUGCUGAGGAAACCUUGGCGGCCUGUGCUUGGUGCUAUACCCGAGUCACAUUAUGAAAAUUAAAUUGCAGUAAUAGAAUAUUCUUUAAAAAAUAUUAUUACUGGAAUAUUAAUUCAUUUCUCAAAAAUUUUGGCUUCUUCUUAAUUUGUCUGGCUAGAAUUUCACAUGUAAGUUAAUUUCAUACGAUAAAUUAAAUAAUGUUAAAUAUAAUAAUAGAUAAAUUUUGUUAUGUACUUAUCUUCCUGUUGGGAAGAAUCCUUGACGUGGUACACUAA
Molecule: messenger RNA, 809 nt
Organism: Olea europaea var. sylvestris
Lineage: Eukaryota; Viridiplantae; Streptophyta; Magnoliopsida; Lamiales; Oleaceae
Exons: 1
Coding region: 130-597 (155 amino acids)
Source: RefSeq, a predicted model, not a curated record